This is a messenger RNA of Onthophagus taurus, 2252 nucleotides long. RefSeq names its product hook microtubule tethering protein (gene hook). Gene Ontology annotation, biological process: cytoskeleton-dependent intracellular transport; cytoplasmic microtubule organization. The record is from RefSeq and is a predicted model, not a curated record. Gene Ontology annotation, cellular component: centrosome; cytoplasm. Lineage: Eukaryota; Metazoa; Arthropoda; Insecta; Coleoptera; Scarabaeidae. Gene Ontology annotation, molecular function: microtubule binding; dynein light intermediate chain binding.
CUGUCAAAAAAAAAAAUUAAAGGAACCCUAACCUCAUUCUAAUUCCUGUCAAAAUUUUAGGUCUUUUUUUUAAUAAAGGACUGAUUGUCCAGUUUUAUAUAUAGAAUUGAGCGGUAAUAACUUGGAAUGAAUCGAUAAUCUACCAACGAUUUUAUCUCAUUAAAACCCCGUUUUCAUUUGGUAUAGAUACCAGAAAUAAAAUAAAUCAAACCAUGGAUCUCUCAUCGGAAAUGUGCAAAAACUUAAUUAAAUGGCUGCAUAGCUUAACAUCAGAAAGAUCCAAAUCAAUUGCAGAAAUCAGUGAUGGAGUGGCAAUGUACAAUGUUCUUAUCCAAAUAUCGCCCGAACAUUUUAACAAACUUAUUUCAAAAAUUAAACUAGAUGUUGGAUCAAAUUGGCGGUUAAAGGUGAGCAAUUUAAAGAAAAUUAAUGAAAGCAUCAUCGAGUACUAUCAAGAUGUACUCAACUUACAAGUAUUAGAAGCAGGAAGACCGGAUGUUGUGAAAUUGGGAGAAACCAACGACAUCAUCCAAAUUGGAAAAAUGUUGAGAUUAAUCUUAGGUUGCGCCGUAAAUUGCGACCGCAAACAAGAAUAUAUCACCCAAAUUAUGGCGCUCGAAGAAUCGCUACAACAAUGCAUAAUGAUGGCCAUCCAACAACUUGAAGAAAUAACCGGAGGUCCUGGCAGAUCAAUUCCAUAUUGCCUCCUCAGCAUGGACACAGAUUCGCGAGUUGCUCGCCUAGUAAACGAAUUAGAAUCAGCUAAUGAAGCAAAAGAAAUAUUGAACCAACGUAUAUCAAAAUUGGAGCGCCAAAUAAACGCACUCUCAGAAGAAAAGGCAUCAUUAAUAGCCGAAAAUCAUAAUUUACUUGCUCAAAUUGAAGAAAAUCAAAUGGCCGGCCCAAUUCGACCACCAGACACAAGAAAACAAAUGGAAUUAUUAAAAGAAGAACUUUUCAAAGUCGAAACAAUCCGCGACGAUUACGCGGCGAAAAUCGUCGAUCAAGACAAACAAAUACAUUCGCUUCAAGAAGAAAUCGCAAAAUUACAAUUAGCCGUGGAAGAUUCGAAUCGAUUAAAAGACGAAGUUGAUGCGCUCUCCGAAACCGCCAACAAAGUACAAGAAAUGGAAACGACCCUAACAUCGUAUAAAAAGAAACUCGAAGGUUACACCGACUUAAAAAAGCAAUGCAAAGUUUUAGAAGACAAAAAUUACGAAUAUAUCCAACAAAACUUAAAAUACGAAGAAGAAAUGAAAAAACAAAACGUUUGGAAAGGACAAUCAGAUAUGUAUAAAAACAAAGUUAUCGAGCUUGAACAAAAAUUAGACGAACAAAUCGAAAAAUUAGAUAAAGUAACACACAUAAACAAAAAUUUAGAUUCGAAAUUUGCUUCGGUUGUUUCGGAAAAAGAUCGAUUAAUGAAAGAGCGCGAUAUUCUCCGCGAAGAAAUUGAAGAAAUCAAAUUGGGUCAUAUUAAACCCGAAAAAUUAGCGGCUAUGUCGCAAGAACUCGUCCCCACAGAACUCGAGCAGCGUCUUAAAUUCCUCGAAAAAGAAAACGCAACUCUACGACCUUCCAGUCAAGAAGCACUAGCAAAACAAGCCCUUUUAGACGAUGCUUUAACGCGGGUUAAGAAAUUAACCGAAAGUAAUCGAGCUUCAAAUCAAAGGAUUCUUGAAUUGGAGUCGCAACUUGAAGAUCAAAAACCGGAAAAAAUCGUCCAACUCCAAGAAGCUUUAGCUGCGAAAGAAGCUGAAGUACAAACACUCCAAGCGAAAUAUGCUAGGAGUGUUGAGAAGGCUAAAGAAGUUGCUGCGUUUUUAGAUAUGAAAACAAACGGGAGUUUGGAACCGUUAGGAAUGGGGGGCAUAAAACCGAUGGAAGAGAAAUUAAUAGCAAGCGCUUUUUAUAAAUUGAGUUCUGUUUGUCAACGCGAAGCUGUAGAUGAACGCGUUGCCCUCUUAAGUGGCGUACAAGGACAGUCUUUUCUUUCCAGGCAAAGACAACCUAUGCCCCGAAAAGCUACAAAUCCAUUUAAAUCUAAGUAAUUUCGUUUAAAUCUUUUCUUAGUAAAUAUGACAAAAGUUAGAGUAUUUAUGUGCAAUAUAUGUUGAAGUUGUACGAAUUUUAAGUGCCUCACAGUAGCCUUCAGUUUAUAAAUGUGUUUUCAAUCAAAUGUUAUAGUAUAAACAUAUCUUUUAUACAUAGUGGUUUAUAAGAAAAUAUAAAUAUAUUAAUUAAUACUAAGA